This is a messenger RNA of Paramecium octaurelia, 1083 nucleotides long. NCBI's taxonomy places the organism in Eukaryota, Ciliophora, Oligohymenophorea, Peniculida, Parameciidae. The record is from the annotation of a GenBank genome assembly.
AUGAGAAGAGUACAAUCAGCAGCACCCAAUCUUGGUAAAACUAAUUCACAUCUUUAGAUUUCACCAUGGAAGACAUGUUUAAAAUAGCAACUAAAUAGACAUCUGCCUUUGGAAUUGAAGGAUAUGAAGUCACAAAAAAGUAUGCAGACCCACUUAAAUAAAUGGAAGAUCGUAAGUUUGCUACACAGAAGAAAGGUAAGCAUUUUUACUCAUGAUUAAAUUCGAAGGUUAAAAAAACUUAGGAUAUGUUACAAGAAGAGGACAUUAUUUAGAGGAUCAAAAACGUAUUUAUGAAAAACUUCCUGCUCCAAACAAAUACGAUAUUGUAAAACCUUGGGUGAUUCCACUUUAAAUUGCAAGAUCUAAAUCUGCUCCUCCAAAAAGGUCAGUCUUUUAUAAGGAUUCUUAAAUUUAGAUCGACGUUUAUUGAUGAAAUCUUUAAAGAAGCCAAGCUAAGAGCUGUGCCAGGUUCAGGAAAAUAUAACAUAGUCCCACCAUUGGAGGAUGUGUUGAAAUAAGUAGAAGAAUAGAAGAAAAAGAAAAUAGAGUAAUUAUUUUAUCAACUUUUUUAGGGCUGUUGAAAGACCUACUUAUUUGAAUGAGAUCUAACAUUUAGCAGUCAUCAAUCCAGGACCAGGAAAUUAUAAUCCAAGGGUUUCAAUCAUCUUUAUUAUAGCCAAUUUCAAAAAAGUUAAAAAUCAAUCAAACUAAACCGGCUGAUUUUAUUGCCAAAGACAAAGAACUUGCCAAGAAAAGAGGCAAGUCUGCUCUUCCUGAUAUUGGGACCUAUCAACCUGAACCAGUAUAAUUCACUACUUUCAAUAAAUUAUAAGCUUUAACAAAACGAAAGGAUAAAUUAGAUAGGAAUGUAAUUAUUAUUAUAAUUUGUAAUAGACUUUUGGAAAGGAUAUUAGAUUCAAAGACCCAAAGAAAAGUAAAUCUAAAUAAAUUCUAUUACCUGGACCAGGACAAUAUCCAAUGAUUGUGCAAUGGGCUGGAAAAGAAUAAGAUAAAAAUAAAACAAAAUAAAAAACAUACUUGCAAGCAAUCUCAAAAGGAUGUGAACGUUCCAUUUAUUAUUGA